GAAGCCAACUUGUGCGUUGUACCGUCGUUUUGAUACAAACUCCACGAAUGGCCAUUCGACAGCGCACCCUCGAUUCCGUCUCCUCUUUUCCUCACCGUCAAGACGUCAAGCACAAAAACUCCACAGUCCAGAUCCGGAAGAAAGAAGCAGUAGCCGGCGAUGACUUCAGAUGGCCGUGCUGCUGGAAAAAUGGCCGAGGCAGGUAUGGAGACGAAGACGACCCCUCUCCUGACGCCGUACAAGAUGGGCGAAUUCAGCCUGGCGCACAGGGUUGCUCUAGCGCCGCUGACCAGGUGCCGGUCGUACGGGAACCUUGCCCAGCCUCACAACGUCCUCUACUACGAGCAGAGGGCGGCGCCGGGCGUGCUCCUCGUCGCCGAGGCCAACGCCGUGUCCGAGACCGCUCGGGGCUACCCGAACGUGCCCGGCCUGUGGAGCGACGAGCAGGUGGAGGCGUGGAAGCCGGUGGUCGACGCCGUGCACGCCAAGGGCGCCGUCUUCUUCUGCCAGAUAUGGCACACAGGCCGCGUCUCCCCUACAGAGUUCCAGCCUAAUGGGCAGGCCCCGGUCUCAAGCACGGACAGGCAAGUCACCCCUCAUGUCGGCCAUGACGGCACGGUCCUGGAAUUCGCCGCCCCUCGGAGGCUGGAAACAGAGGAGAUACCCCACAUCGUCAACGACUUCCGGAUCGCCGCCAGAAAUGCCAUCAGAGCUGGAUUUGACGGAGUGGAGAUCCACGCGGCCAACGGGUACCUGAUCGACCAGUUCAUGAAGGAUGGCGUCAACGACCGUACUGAUGCGUACGGGGGCAGCCUGGAGAAUCGCUGCCGCUUCGCCACCGAGGUGAUUGCGGCCGUGACCGACGAGGUCGGCGCGGGCCGCCUCGGCGUCCAGCUCUCCCCGUUCGCCGACUACGUGGACUGCGUCGACUCCGACCCGGAGACGCUUGCCCUGUACGUCAUACGCUUCAUGAACGGGCUUGGGGUCCUCUACUGCCAUGUGAUCGAGCCGCGGAUGUGCGUCAACCACUAGUGGAGAAGAGGCCUU
This is a messenger RNA of Lolium perenne, 1047 nucleotides long. Its product is annotated as putative 12-oxophytodienoate reductase 11. The record is from RefSeq and is a predicted model, not a curated record. Gene Ontology annotation, molecular function: oxidoreductase activity; FMN binding. NCBI's taxonomy places the organism in Eukaryota, Viridiplantae, Streptophyta, Magnoliopsida, Poales, Poaceae.